This is a messenger RNA of Eurytemora carolleeae, 1770 nucleotides long. Its product is annotated as zinc finger protein Xfin. NCBI's taxonomy places the organism in Eukaryota, Metazoa, Arthropoda, Copepoda, Calanoida, Temoridae. The record is from RefSeq and is a predicted model, not a curated record.
AAGUAUCAAUGUGCAGAAUGUGGAAAACAUUUUGCCACAAGUUCCAACUUGUCACGACACAAACAAACCCAUAAAGCUCUAACACCUGAAAAUGCUAAAUCUUGUCAUAUUUGUAACAAGAAAUAUGUCAGCACUCCUGCUCUUUCAAUGCAUAUUCUAACCCACAAUCUCUCACAUAAAUGUGAUAUUUGUGGAAAAGGAUUCUCCAGACCCUGGCUUCUACAAGGACACAUGAGAAGUCACACCGGAGACAAACCUUUUGGAUGUGCUCAAUGCGGGAAAAAGUUUGCAGACAGAUCCAACUUGAGAGCACACAUGCAAACCCAUUUGAAAACAUAUCUCUGCCAUCGCUGUCCCCAAAAAUUCAGUUCUCAAUCCAAACUAAUCAAACAUUCAACUGCAUUCCAUUGCUCACAGAUAUAUCCCAGGGGGUUCCGUCCUGCCAUACUUUACACAACCCUUCGGUAUCCGUUCCAACUCUGUUCCAACCCCGUACCAACUCCGUUCCAACUCCGUUCCAACUCCGUUCCAACUCCGUUCCAACUCCGUUCCAACUCCGUUCCAACUUCGUUCCAACUCUGUUCCAACUCCGUUCCAAUUCCGUUCCAACUCCGUUCCAAAUCCGUUCCAACUCCGUUCCAACUUUAUUCCAACUCCAGUUUAACUCCAGAAAUCGAUUUUACAAAUUUGUGUGAGAAAACUGCAGCAGGCGGAGUAAUCAACACCAAGCUUCAACCAAUAUACGAUAGGGUUCGGAGCAGGAGGAGGGUUCGGAGCAGAGGAGGGUUCGGAGCAGAGGAGGGUUCGGAGCAGAGAAGGGUUCAGAGCAGUGGAGGGUUCGGGGCAAAGAAGGGUUCGCAGCAGAGGAGGGUUCAGAAUAGAGGAGGGGCUUACACCAUCAGGAGGGUUCCAAGCAACAUGGAAAUAUCAGAACAAAUUUUACAUCUCAUGGAACAGUUCCAGAAAGGAUAUCAGACCCUUUGGAAUAUUCAAGAUCUACUCGCAGCUCAAGCAAUCCUGGAUCUGGGGUCCGUCAAGGAGAGGUUUGAGGGCUUCAGAUCAGGUUCAGUUUCUCCCUGUAGUUCGGAGUCAGCAUCCGACUCAUCCUGGUCUUUUUCUUCUUCAAGAUGCUCAACACCUUCAUCUACCCGGUCCCCCUCCUUUUCCUCCUUCUCCUCAGCAUACUGGGAAACAAAGCUAACCUGUACUCAAUGCAACAAAGUAUUUAAAUCAAGUUCCAACUUGUCACGACACAAACAAACCCAUAAAGCUCUAACACCUGAAAAUGCUAAAUCUUGUCAUAUUUGUAACAAGAAAUAUGUCAGCACUCCUGCUCUUUCAAUGCAUAUUCUAACCCACAAUCUCUCACAUAAAUGUGAUAUUUGUGGAAAAGGAUUCUCCAGACCCUGGCUUCUACAAGGACACAUGAGAAGUCACACCGGAGAUAAACCUUUUGGAUGUGCUCAAUGCGGGAAACGGUUUGCAGACAGAUCCAACUUGAGAGCACACAUGAAGACCCACAUGAAGAAAAUGUUUCCAUGUAACUACUGCAUCAAAUCCUUUUCUGACGAAUCUUGUUUAACUAAACACGAGUAUUCAGUUCACCGCUUGUAAAUAUCCUAAUAUUUCAUCAUAAUUAUUAUUCUUUUCAUUGUUUAUGUGUACUGCAAAUGUAAGAAAUUAAUAGUUUCCCAAUUAAUUCUCCAACUGAGUGUCCUUCUUAGUCCAUCUUUAUGUUUCACGAUCUCUAUUUUUCUAGUCAAAAUGUUA